CAAUAGCUGCAUUUGCCUCGUGUAACUAGGCCACCUCUCUCGAGACCAUGCGCACUGCCUUGCAGCAUCCAUCUCUCCUCGUCUACGCUCUCGCUCCUCAUCACCUUGCUCUGGACACGCAUCCGCAAUGCUACUUCACUCGGUCACUGGAUUCCAUUCUCCUUCGCGGUCUCUUUGCCCUUUCUAUAUGCUGUUGUCCUAUGUACCCUUAUAGCCACCAUCUCCGACCUCCAUCUAUGCGAAUUGCCUCGCGAUUGCCCACAAUCAGCAUACAAGCUUAGCUUCAGCUCGGCACCAGUGUCAGAACCCUCUUGCUACAAUUUACUAUCACGAUAACGGGAAAGCAAUGCCAAUGUGCUAUCACGACUUUGAUGACCCACUGGUCCAUUGGAUGCGUCUGCGCGCAUGUGCGUCGAGUGGCAAAAAGUACGCAUACACGCGAGAAGGAUCAGCGCCGGACUGUGACUUCGUCUUUGCCCCUCUUUGCCUUGAACAGAUCUUCGUGCGCCUGCCUCGGCAGUUCAAUGACCAAUUCUUCGUAGGGCUCGAUCCUCCCCUUUUGAACCGAGUCGCCCAAAUCUUUUCCCAAAUUCGCUCUCUCGACGCUCUUGUUGCUCCAAUAACGUCUUGCCCGGAUCGACGGGCGCGCGAGGUCUUCUUUGAGCCUUUCAGAUUUGGAUUUGAUCCGAACGGGCU
This is a messenger RNA of Ceraceosorus bombacis, 696 nucleotides long. The record is from the annotation of a GenBank genome assembly. Lineage: Eukaryota; Fungi; Basidiomycota; Exobasidiomycetes; Ceraceosorales; Ceraceosoraceae.